Prunus armeniaca (apricot) is the source of this 249-nucleotide messenger RNA. NCBI's taxonomy places the organism in Eukaryota, Viridiplantae, Streptophyta, Magnoliopsida, Rosales, Rosaceae. The record is from the annotation of a GenBank genome assembly.
AUGGCUGUGACGAGUUCGAAUUCUGAGCAGCCACAGCUCAUUGCAAGCACCGGAAACCGAAGCUUCCCAAAUGCGCCGCUGAUUGAGAACACAGAUACAGAUCAAAUUGUUGUUCCUGAUGUGAAAAAGAUAUGGCCACCAACUAACUCUUUGUCUAGUGGUAUUUCUCUUCUUAAUGUUGGAAGAAGAUGUCUCAAGUUCGAAUUUUCCCUCCCUGCUGGUCACAAAAAGAAAAAGAAAAAAGAAUGA